AUGUCUCCUAAAGAUCUUUUCACCAAAUAUUUCCCAAGGCGGAAGAAGCAAAAAAACACUGAAAAGUCAGAGCCAACACCUGACGAACCUAUACCAAGACGCGCCUAUACAGCCCCAGCACAUACACAGAAGACACCUACAAAUAAGGUAGGCUCUACUGGGCCUCCACGGGGAAGAUAUCAUGUCCCAGCUACUGCUGAUGGCAGAAACUAUCCUGCUGGAAACAUGUAUGGAGGAGUCUCGGAUGACACAGUUGGCAACAGUCACAGUCAUGGGCACAGGGAUAGAGGGCAUUGGGGAUGGGGAGGAGUAGAAGAUGGUUCAGGCAGCGGCGGUCAUAGUUAUGGGGGUCACGGAGACCAUGGAGGCAGCAGCAGCGGAGGAGGAUGCAGUGAUUCGGGCGGAGGAAGCGGAGGAGGAGAUAGUGGUGGAAGCAGUGGAGGUGGUGAUGGUGGAGGAGGAGGCGGUGGAGGAGGAGGUGAUUAG
Fusarium fujikuroi IMI 58289 is the source of this 486-nucleotide messenger RNA. RefSeq lists its product as uncharacterized. The coding region runs from base 1 to 486 and encodes 161 amino acids. The record is from RefSeq and is a predicted model, not a curated record. The transcript has a single exon. Lineage: Eukaryota; Fungi; Ascomycota; Sordariomycetes; Hypocreales; Nectriaceae.